Molecule: messenger RNA, 1827 nt
Organism: Solanum stenotomum
Lineage: Eukaryota; Viridiplantae; Streptophyta; Magnoliopsida; Solanales; Solanaceae
Product: transcription factor E2FA
Exons: 14
Coding region: 72-1505 (477 amino acids)
Biological process (GO): regulation of transcription by RNA polymerase II
Cellular component (GO): RNA polymerase II transcription regulator complex
Molecular function (GO): protein dimerization activity; RNA polymerase II cis-regulatory region sequence-specific DNA binding; DNA-binding transcription factor activity, RNA polymerase II-specific
Source: RefSeq, a predicted model, not a curated record
UUCAACAAUCCCAAAAUCUUGAGCUCGAAGGGUAUCUAUUCCUUAUCUUUGAUUACAAAACUAGUGAAAAAAUGACAGGUUCUAGUGCAUCCACUGGUGCGGCGGCGCCACCCACUGCUCAGUCAUCAUCCGCCGCUGUAAAUGGUGGAGGGAGGAGUCAGAUCUCUCAUCCGAUCAAAAGAUACUUACCCUUUGCUUCUAUGAGGCCACCGUUUGUUACACCUGAGGAUUACCACCGAUUUUCUAUCCCUGGUGUUGAUUCUCGAAUUGGGUCUGCUAGUUUGCAGCCUGAAGCUAUUGUGGUUAAGUCUCCUGCACUAAAGCGGAAGACAGGCUAUAUUAAAGAAGUUGAGUCCAGUGACUGGACUGCUAAUUCUGGGUAUGCAGAUGUGGCCAAUAGUCCACUUGGAACGCCUGUGUCUGGUAAAGGUGGAAGAGCACAUGGACGGUCAAGAGCCACAAAAAAUAAUAAAUCUGGACCUCAAACUCCUGUCUAUAAUGCUGGUUCUCCUUCUCCUCUUACACCUGCAAGCUGCCGCUACGACAGUUCAUUGGGCCUUUUAACCAAGAAAUUUAUCAACUUGAUCAAGCAUGCGGAAGAUGGUAUGCUUGAUCUUAACCAAGCUGCAGACACUUUGGAGGUGCAGAAAAGAAGGAUCUAUGAUAUAACAAACGUGCUUGAAGGAAUUGGUCUUAUUGAAAAGAAGCUCAAGAACAGAAUACAAUGGAAGGGUGUUGAUUCUUCUAGACCUGGAGAAGUGGAUAAUGAUGCUUCCAUUUUAAAGGCCGAAACUGACAGACUUUCAAUGGAGGAGCGAAGACUGGAUGAGCGAAUUAGAGAAAUGCAAGAAAAGUUGAGGGAUAUGAGUGAAGACGAAAACAACCAAAGGUGGCUUUUUGUAACUGAAGAAGAUAUAAAGAGCCUACCUUGUUUUCAGAAUGAGACCCUAAUAGCAGUUAAAGCUCCUCAUGGCACCACCCUGGAAGUCCCAGAUCCCGAUGAGGCCGUGGACUAUCCACAGAGGAGAUAUAGAAUUAUACUCAGAAGCACAAUGGGUCCCAUUGAUGUCUACCUUGUCAGUCAAUUUGAGGAGAAGUUUGAGGAGAUGAAUGGUGUUGAACCGCCAACGACCAUCCCAGUUGCUUCAAGUUCAGGCUCAAAGGAUUAUCCUACCAUGGAGCUAACUGUUUCAAACAGUGUUACUGAGAAUGAAGGACAAACACACAAUGUUGAUCACUUGAGUUCUGAUCUUGGUACUUCAGAGGAUUACAAUGGUGGAAUGAUGAAGAUUCUCCCUUCGGAUGUUGAUAAUGACUCAGAUUACUGGCUUCUAUCAGAUGCAAAUGUUAGCAUCACAGAUAUGUGGAAGACAGAUUCUACAGUUGAAUGGGAUGGGGAAACCUUGCUCCGUGAUUUUGGAAUAGAUGAUCUAGGUACUCCACGGGCACACACUCCAUCUACUAUUGCUGACGUACCAGAUCCAAUGAACGUACCACCAAGAUGAUACAGGCUCUCGCGAAUAAGCUGAACUUGGAAAAAUUCCAGUCUAUUUAGUCGGAAACAAGAAUUCACCCUCUCCUUUCUUGCUGUUUUGCUCCUUAAAAGGGCUCUGGACAGUUUACUUACUACUACUCAAAGCCAAAAGAUUGAGACUUUGUACAGUUGCGGAAUCUGCUUGACCACUUUGACAUGGUUUGAAUAUACUUGUAACCAAACAGAGCUGCACAGAAGGUGCAACAGAUUGAGUUAAAAGUAUGGGAAGGAAACAUCGCGUAUUUAUAAAAUUCUUCUUCAUAAACAAAAACAGGUGCAUCAGAUUAUAUUUU